AUGAGAAUCGAGGAAGUUACCUCGUUGCAACACGCGCAGCGUGUGGCUUCCCACAGCCACAUUAAGGGUCUCGGGCUCCUACCCGAUGGGUCAGCCAAAGAUAUUCACAUGGGAAUGGUAGGGCAGCACCAUGCUCGAGAGGCCGCUGGCCUCAUCGUGGAGCUUAUAAGGAAUAAGCGAAUGGCGGGCAAAGCUUUGCUGAUCGCAGGCCCACCGGGCACUGGCAAGACCGCGAUUGCCAUGGCAAUCGCUCAGGAACUCGGUGCAAAAGUGCCAUUUUGUCCCAUGGUGGCCAGCGAAGUGUACUCAAGUGAAGUAAAGAAGACAGAAGUUCUCAUGGAGAACUUUCGCCGGGCCAUUGGAAUAAAGAUAAAAGAAGUCAAAGAAGUAUUUGAAGGACAAGUCGUCAGCAUGACAGAUGAGCAGAGUGAUGAGCUAGGUGCUAAGGAGAGUUCUGCACUAAGGGAGCCCCAUGAGGAAGCUCCGUGUCCCCCAGUGCGACUCACACUUAAGACAUUCAAAGGCUCCAAGACGCUCCGCCUUCAUUCAACAAUCAACCAGGGACUACGUAAGGAGAAGGUGGCCGUGGGAGAUGUCAUAUACGUGGAAGCUGCCACAGGGCAGGUGCGACGCGUAGGCAGGAGUGAGGAGUUUGCAGGUCAGUUCGACCUCGAGGCCGACAAGUACGUGCCUGUCCCGAAGGGGGACGUGCACAAGAAAAAGGAGGUAGUCCAGGAUGUGACUCUGCACGACUUAGAUGCGGCCAAUGCUAGGCCUAAUGGAGGCGCGCCCCUUGCUUCCUUGUUGGGACAGUUCUCCAAACCCCGCAAGACAGAGAUCACGGAGAAACUCAGACAAGAAAUAAACAAAGUUGUCAACAAAUACGUUGACCAAGGAGUUGCGGAAUUGGUGCCUGGAGUCUUGUUUAUUGACGAGGUUCAUAUGCUGGACGUAGAAUGUUUUACUUACUUGAAUCGUGCCCUGGAAAGCCCCCUAUCCCCGGUCGUUGUCGUCGCCACCAAUCGUGGCGUCUGUACUAUUCGGGGCACAGAUGUUCUAAGUUCUCACGGGGUGCCAGUUGACCUUCUCGACCGCAUGUUAAUUGUCCGCACACAGCAAUACGCUAAAGAGGAAAUUAAGGAGGUCCUGCAAAUCCGUUGUCGCGCAGAAGGGCUCACCCUGUCCCCCGAGGCUGCAGAAAUGUUGGCUGUAGUUGGGGUCCGAACCUCUCUGCGCUAUGCUGUACAUCUUCUGACCCCAGCUGCAAUCCUAUGCAGGGCGGAUAUAACCGACGAAGACUAUGACAACUCUGAGUUAGAAGAGCCAGUUAUUGAACUGCGGCAUGUGCAGCAAGUCGAUAGUUUGUUUCAGGAUGCAAAAACAUCCUCCAAACGGCUUGCUAGAGAAGCAGAUUUCUUUAUCCAUUAA
Messenger RNA from Cyclospora cayetanensis, 1428 nucleotides. RefSeq names its product ruvB-like protein 1. Lineage: Eukaryota; Apicomplexa; Conoidasida; Eucoccidiorida; Eimeriidae. Gene Ontology annotation, biological process: regulation of transcription by RNA polymerase II; box C/D snoRNP assembly; chromatin remodeling. Gene Ontology annotation, molecular function: DNA helicase activity; ATP binding; ATP hydrolysis activity. The coding region runs from base 1 to 1428 and encodes 475 amino acids. The transcript is spliced from 9 exons. Gene Ontology annotation, cellular component: Swr1 complex; NuA4 histone acetyltransferase complex; R2TP complex. The record is from RefSeq and is a predicted model, not a curated record.